UAACUUAAAUGAAAAUGAUAACUCUUUUUAAUGGAAGUUAGUUUUAAAAAAUCACGAGAAAGUUUUUUAAUGAAGAUAUUGGAGUUUGGACUUUUAUAACAUGAUGGGGUGUGUUAUUGUUAAUGCGUACAAGAAGUUAUGGCAUUUUCUCCGUACUUACAUCCUGACGGUGGCACGCUUCGAUCUGUUCCUACAGGGGGCGCUACUGAUCGUGGUACUGUUGGAGACUAACGUCUACCUGCUGCUGCGAAGAAAUGCAGGCACUGGCUUCCUACGCUCAAUCAACGAAGAUUGGGUAAAACUAGGAACAGCAGGAGCGGAAUUCCUCCUGGGCGCGGCGCUGGGCUGGUGGGGGAGGUCCUGGAGAAAUCUGGCGCUCUCUGGAUGUCUCGGCAUCACAGCUGCCUCGGGAUUGGUUGUGCUUGCCUUUCCCUAUGAGGAAUCACAUCCUUUAGCAGUGGAGCUAUGCGGCGGAGGUACAAUUUCAGCGUACAGAUCUUUGACAUCAGGCGAGGACUUAUACAUGUCUGCACGCACGGCUUUCCUAGUACUAACGGCAGUGCUGUGUGCCCUGACUAAGAUCAGCGUGUGGGCGCAUGGUCUAACCUACCUGGAUGAUCACGAACCCCAGAACGGACCCUACUUCUAUGGUAUAUUGAUCUCCAUCCGUCUAUCUCUGGGCCUGAACGGGCAGAGUUGGCUGCGGCCCGGCGCGGUGGAGGCAGACUGGUGGCACGCACACAUCUCCCUCUGCAUGCUUACUCUCAUGUUCUCCGUACUCUUCACUCUCUUCCCCAAGAGAAUGCCGCAGUUCAAGGAGAUUGAGAAUCAUGAUACUGAAUUCCUGUCGUCGCUCCGUCGAGUUCUCUGCAACCGUUCCUUAAUGCAGCAGACGUUCGCGCUGUCGUUGCUAUACGCCGGUCUUUUCGGCUUCAUCAGUUAUGACACGGAAUUUGUGCAAGCUCGCUACCACAUCGAGAGUCUGCGCAACGACCCUCGCACCAGCCGCGCCAUCAAUGACAUAUUCAGAUCUCUUGUUAUCAUCUUCUUUGUCACUGUAUUUAGGUUCCGUUUUUCCAGUCGUCGUAGUGACGGCGUGAAGGCCACCACUGCGUCGCGUGUGGGCGGCGUGGUGGCGUUGUUUGUGUGCGCGUUCUUUUCCGUGGUGGCAGCGCUGGGCUGCGGCGUCGGGGGAGGGGACAUCGCCGGCUUGGAUGAUGUGUACACACAGCCGGAUUGCAGUGCGCAUUGCGGCUGUAACACUGCAAACUACGGCUUCAGUCCUGUGUGCGCGGUGGACGCGCACACCACGUACUUCUCGCCGUGUGACGCAGGCUGCGAACAGUACGAAGAUCUAAAUGGAUUCGUAUUAUUCGAGAACUGCACGUGCGGCUUGCAGCGAGCAAUCCGCGGCAGCUGCAGCGUGGCGAGCUGUCAGUCCACUUACUCUUUCUAUCUCCUAUUCUUCGCCCUCACGCUGGCAGCCGCUGGAGCAUCUAUAACAAUGCAAGGCAUGGUUGUACUGAGGUCGGUGCGACGCCGCGACAAGCCACUGGCGCUUGGCGUCUCCUCUGCCAUUAUAGGCCUGCUGGCGCAUCUUCUAGGUCACCUCUUCUACAUGCUGAUAAGUUAUUUAACAUGCGCGUACACAGAGAAUGGCGUGUGCAUAUUCCACCAUCCGACAAUAUGGUGGAUGGCGGCAACUAGCGCCAUCUUGUGCGUACUGUCAGCAGUUGUCAGUCUUCUUACGAGCAGAAUCCCGCCUAUUCCUGGAGUCUUUUUGACAGAGGAUCAUAAUGGAAGCUGACAAUAAAAUUUUAUUUAUAU
This is a messenger RNA of Papilio xuthus (Asian swallowtail), 1827 nucleotides long. Its product is annotated as solute carrier organic anion transporter family member 1C1. The record is from RefSeq and is a predicted model, not a curated record. Gene Ontology annotation, cellular component: basolateral plasma membrane. The transcript has 11 exons. Lineage: Eukaryota; Metazoa; Arthropoda; Insecta; Lepidoptera; Papilionidae. Bases 101 to 1807 code for a protein of 568 amino acids. Gene Ontology annotation, molecular function: protein binding. Gene Ontology annotation, biological process: sodium-independent organic anion transport; transmembrane transport.